UGUGAGGACUUGGGCAGCCGGAGCGCGCGACCCUUCGUCCAGAGCGCGCGCAGCACGGGCCGGGCGUGCGGGUUUGACCUUCCACGUCCUGGUGCUUUCCCAAGCGUCUCUUCCAGAGUUCCUUCCUCCAGAGCCCAGAAUCUUGAGUUGCGUCCACGAUGAGCAACUUGACCCAGACUCUACGGGACGCCAUGAAGGUCGUGUUCAGAGUUCCCGGUUUUGAUAGAGUUUUGGAAAAGGUGACGCUUGUCUCUGCUGCUCCUGAUAAAGUAAUUUGUGAAAUGAAAGUGGAAGAAGAGCAUACUAAUAAGUUUGGUACUCUCCAUGGGGGCCUGACAGCAACUUUGAUAGAUUCCAUAUCAACCAUGGCUCUGAUGGGGACAGAAAGAGGGCUUCCUGGAGUCAGUGUUGACAUGAACGUAACGUUUAUGUCACCUGCUAAACUUGGAGAAGUAGUAGUGAUCACAGCACAAAUUCUGAAGCAAGGAAAAACACUUGCAUUUGCCUCGGUGGAUCUGACCAACAAGACCACAGGGAAAUUGAUAGCACAAGGCAGACAUACUAAACACCUGGGAAACUGAGGGAACAAACAGCAGGGUGACCCAAUGAAGCCCAACAAUGAGUAACUUUCUGAAAUAAAUAUCAAAACUAGAAGUAGCUAAGUGUUUUCUUUGGGGUGCAGAAACUAAAACGAAAAUAUAUUACGGAGGUUGGGUUUUUUUUGCUUUUCUUUCCCAGAGUCUCUGGCUAUCCUGGUACUCACUGUGUAGAGCAGGCUGACCUUGAACUCAGAGAUCCACCUUCCUUUGCCUCUCUGGUGCUGUGAUUAAAUGUGUGCCACAAGUCCAGCUGGGAUAUCUUUCUUUUGAAACAUCUUUUAGUCAGGUGCAUGAUCAUUGCAUGAAGGUGUUCUUGGCUCAAUGUUUUGGUCUUGCUUUUUGUCACCCAGGAUAACUGAACUCACAAUUUUCUGCUUCAGCCUCCUAAAUGCUGGGAUUGUAGGUGUUGUUCCACCUUGCCUAACUAGUUUUAGUUCACUGUUUUUGUAACAGUAAAGAAGCUAGAAGACCCACUUUAAUAUUACUCUACAACUGACGCCUAGUAUUAAAGGAGAAAGAUGAAUUUGACAGACAUUAGUUAGUCGUAUAGACUGGACAACACAUAAACCUUAGAAAUGACUUGCAGCUCAACUUCCACCACACUCAGAUAGUUGCCUUCACAUGGCAAAGGGGGACAAGAAUUAGCACACAAAAAAAGGCUUCCCACCUCCAAAAACCAUUACCUGAGAACCCAGUUUAAGGAGACAUGUCAACACAGCAAUAAUGAAAUUUUAGGUCUUUCCCAGCUCUAAAACACUGUCACAUUUCCAUUUACUUUAUGAGACAUGAUUACCAAUUUCCAAAGUGGAUCUACCACAGCCAUACUGGGAAAUGAAGAGCCUGUAGUAUGUAGCCUAAGUUUGAAAUGAAGCCCGACACUAGAAAUAGCCUAAAUAGCCUAAGUACCUUUCUAUGCUGACUUUGUGUAUCUCGACUUAUCUUUUGCAUAGAGGGGACAUAUCAUGAGCCCCUUUGUCUCCCAGCCUACUGUACUAUAUUCAAGUUAACAAAUUACAUUUCUCAAAGGUCUCAAAAACUAGAGGACGCUUGCUUCCUUCAUUUUUCAGGGACUUGAAAUAUCUGAGUCAAUAGUUGUGUUAGAUACCAGACCUCUUGACUCCUCAGCUGUGGACAAACAGGAAACCUAGAUCUUGAUUUCUAUCCUUUCCUACUAAAGGGACCUUUUUGUAGGAGCUGGGUCCAGAUACUCAGAGAGGUGCUGUGAUUUAUCCAUGAAAGUGCUCAAGAAACGAGUCUUUCAUAUUAUAUGUGACAAGGUUCACAAAAUGCUGAAAUAUACUGAGUGAAAUUUGAAAAAAUCUUUUGCAACCAUCAAGAUUAGUUGGGGCUGGAAACAGUGUAACAAUUAAGAGCCCUGGCUGCUCUUCCAAAGGACCUGAGUUUGAUUCCCUCCAUGGGCAUUGCAUGGAUAUGAUACACACACCCAUACACAUACAAGGCUGAAAUAUUUUUUUCAAAAGAUUGGCUUGGUUAGGCACUAAGCUUCAUUGUAACUAAAGGGGGGUAAGUGGAUAUUUUCAUCUUCUUUGCUACCAAUGACUAGCAAUAAGCACAUAGUACAGAAACCAAAGUUAGCUUUAAGGAGCAGAUGGCAUGUGCUUCUGAAUAUUAACCAGAAGGGUACAAAGUCAAACCACAGAAAAACUGAACUUUUUGAGAUAAUUGACAAGAACAUGGAUGGUAUACACUGUCAUGUUGGAAGCUUGGUAAUGGUACUAUAAGAUAUUGUAACCAAAUAAAUAAAGGGAGGGCCUUGGACGGUCCACAAAGCAAAGAGCCUUACCCUCUCUUUGGAUUAGAGGGAGAUGGGGUGAGAGGGUGUGUGGAGGGAAUGAGAGGAGGUGAGGGAAUGGGAAUUGGUAUUUCUUUAAAAAAAAAAAAAAAAAGAUAUGGCCAGGCGAUGGUGACGCCUUUAAUUUCAGCACUAGGGAGUGCUGAAAUCUCUGAGUUCGAGACCAGCCUGGUCUACAGAGCUAGUUCCAGGACAGGCUCCAAAGCUACAGAGAAACCAGCUCGAAAAUCAAAAAAAAAAAAAAUUGUAACCAAGAACACCGUCUCCCCCCCCCACACACACACACACACACAAUCCUGUGCUUACUUGUAACAUUGCCCUAAGUAUGAAAGGGCAAAAAAUUAAAUAGUGUGCAAAAAUGCAAUGGUUGGGUAAAUAUUUACAAAUAUACAAAGAAAAAAUACGUGCCAAAAUGCUAAAAUCUUAAUGUGUUACACCAGAACAUCUUAUACGGUCUUUGCCAAUUUAUCGAAAUUAUUCUGAGACAAAAAUGGCUGCUUAACUGUCUAACAUGUACAUUAAGAAUGAUUAUUUCUCCCUUUUCUAUGAAACAAAAGCAAAAGGCAGGGAACUACUGAAGCUGACCAUCUGUCUUAUAUUCUUCUUCAUGUUACAACUGCCAGUUUUUUCUGAAUAAACCUGAAGUGACCAAUGACAUGAGAUAAUAGAUAAAAAAGUUAACACUGCAAGUUUUAUAUAUUCAUCUGAAUAGCCAGGAAGCUUUCACCUAUUUUAUUUAGGUUUCAUUUCCCUCCCCCCCAAAUUCCAACCAGAAGCUAAAUACAAAUGAAAACCAGUAAGCACUAGUUUUACUCCAACGGAGUAGGAUCAUUCCGAUUUACUCCAAUAAAAGUAUGCAACCCUUAAGCAAAGCUUUUCUUCAUUUAAAAGAAAAAAACAAAAACAAAAACAAAAAAAAAGCUAUACAGUAGUCUUUCCUUAUGUCAUUGCACAAUCAAGUUCUGCUUUCAGAAC
Molecule: messenger RNA, 3387 nt
Organism: Alexandromys fortis (reed vole)
Lineage: Eukaryota; Metazoa; Chordata; Mammalia; Rodentia; Cricetidae
Gene: Acot13
Product: acyl-CoA thioesterase 13
Exons: 3
Coding region: 159-581 (140 amino acids)
Molecular function (GO): fatty acyl-CoA hydrolase activity
Source: RefSeq, a predicted model, not a curated record